This is a messenger RNA of Guyanagaster necrorhizus, 864 nucleotides long. RefSeq lists its product as uncharacterized. The coding region runs from base 338 to 559 and encodes 73 amino acids. The transcript is spliced from 2 exons. The record is from RefSeq and is a predicted model, not a curated record. NCBI's taxonomy places the organism in Eukaryota, Fungi, Basidiomycota, Agaricomycetes, Agaricales, Physalacriaceae.
GCUAAACAUAAGGAAGAAGAAGAGCGUGCCUUCCCUCUUCCCUACCUUCGAGUUCUUGUGGCGCCGAACAUUCGUCGACAUGACACUUGAAGGGAUUCUCUCUCCCCACGGACGGAUACACGUAAAAUCCCCAUUGGUGGCGCUGCAGCAGUUCCACCGAUGUACUUAUGCUUGUCAUUCAAGGAGAAUAUUCGGAGGAACCGGGAACGUUUAGACUCCGGGAACGCAUGGUAUUUACCGAGUCUUGAGUCAUAGCGUCGACAAGGUAUCCAUGUAAUAACUCGGACCGCACAGGCCUCUACAUUCUCGCAGCAGUAUAUUACAAGUUUACCAUCAAAUGACGGAGGUUCAACAGCAUACUCUCGGAUUCGGGCGCUGGCAGGGCAAGGUGGGAAAAACACGGAAAAUCCCAGAGUUAUACAGCACCGGUACGCGAGCUUCUAACCUUAGCUCCACUCCAGUUUCAGGAAGGAGAAUGUUAAUCCCGCCCCUUGGGCGGACAUCGGUUUCUGGCCUAACGGAAAUACCCAUUCCCGACCCCGCCUUUGUGCCGGAUUAGGAUUAGGGAGAGAUCGAUAAUCGAUCAAGCUCGGAUACACCCGCAACUAGUAUAAAAUCCACUGCACCACACCUUGCUCCUUCAUUUUUUUUUUCUUUUUCUUUUUUUACCUCCCACCAAAUCUGGUCUAUCAUUUCGUGGUCUCCCCUCCCUUCCCACAACAACCCGCCACUAUAUCUCUCCCGAAGGGAGAUUGAUUAACGGUUUUUUGGCGCUGACCUACUCUGUUUGGCUUGUUGUUGGAGGUCCAGCGGUGGUGUUUCCGAUUUGUUUGUGGUGGCUCUCCCCUUCCCCCCCCUGGUGAG